Molecule: messenger RNA, 4910 nt
Organism: Ostrinia nubilalis (European corn borer)
Lineage: Eukaryota; Metazoa; Arthropoda; Insecta; Lepidoptera; Crambidae
Gene: RhoGAP93B
Exons: 32
Coding region: 134-4414 (1426 amino acids)
Biological process (GO): signal transduction
Cellular component (GO): cytoskeleton; cytoplasm
Molecular function (GO): GTPase activator activity; protein binding
Source: RefSeq, a predicted model, not a curated record
CGUAUCCGUCAUCCCGUCAUGAAGUAAACAUUCAACAUGGAUGCUAUCCGAUUAAUUUCAUCCGCAUUUUAGGUCAAAUAGAUUGUUUACGAUGUGCGAUUAGGUUUGCAAGAAUAGCUAAUAUUUCCAGAAAAUGUCUUCGGAAAGGGUAGAAUGGGUGGAGAUUAUCGAGCCCAAAACAAAGGAGCAUAUGUAUGCUAACCUAACCACAGGAGAGUGCGUUUGGGAUCCGCCAGAGGGAGUAAAAGUGAAACGAACAGACUCUUCACAAUGGUGGGAACUUUUUGAUAUUAACACGCAUAGGUUUUACUAUUACAAUGCUUCCACACAGACCACUGUAUGGCACAGGCCUACUGAUUGUGACAUCAUACCGCUAGCUAAAUUGCAAACGUUGAAACAAAACACGGACCCUCAAAAGAGACGAGAGACAUCGACUCAGACCAAUCAAGCUGUUCCACAGGUAUCAACAUCGAUCGACCCUGUAAGCAGCAAUGGCAACAGCACGGUGGCUAGCGCCAGCAAACUGUCACCGAGCAACGCUAAGGGUGUCACCGUCUCUCAGACCAGUCCAGUGCGAACCAGGAAAUACAUACAUCAUCAUAGAAAUAGUGGGGAAUCCAGACGCGGGAGGCUGAGUGAAGACGGAACGACUGCGCUGUGUCGACACACCGACUCCGGGCGGUCUUCUGACAGCAGCAUCAGCAGUGCACAGCAGAGGAGGAAACAGGAGCUGAAUGCAGCGCCGUGCAACCCUCCCGUUUGUACCCCGCAAGUCAGGAAGAGGGGCAGCGCGGUGCCGGCCCAUGAACCCGACAAGUGGUCGCCGCAUUCAGGGUUAAACCGCAGCGGCAGUUUCAUAUCACCCAGAAAGGACGCAUCUGACGAUUCGAUGCACGAAAAGUAUUUCAAAUCGGUCGAGAGCACCCCGCUAACGAGGCGCAAGUUAAAACAGCAGUCCGCGGGCGGGUCGUCGUGCGAGUCCGCGUCGCCGCAGAGCCCGAGCAGCCCGCUUCAGAAGCCGCAGCCCCAACCUUUCUUGCAGGCGACAGCUACGCGACCUUCCUUGGUGUCGUCGAUCUCGCUGGCGGCGGAGGCGGGCGGCGCGCGCAUCAUGCACAGCCUGGAGCGCCCGCACCAGCUGUCCAGGCACGCGCGGGAGCGCUACUCGGACAGGCAUUUAGAUAAGGACCGACUAGCCGAAUUGGAGCGCAUGGACCGAUACCCUGAGAAGCAAGCGGUGUACAGCGUGGAUAAGCCCUUCCGCCAAACUAGCUUGGAUUUACGGCACAACGCGUCGUCCAACUGGCACCCGCCUAGGGAAUUUACUAGAACCGCUCAUCUGACGUCUCUCUUACCACCCUUACGUGACAGAAGGCAGCAAGCGGAGCCCGAACGCUACACGUCCAGUAAGACGUCACUAUCGUCCGGCAGCAGCAAGCACCGGACGCCGCCGCACGAGCCUCACCACAACUUCAUGCGGCUGUCCUCCGCCAACGAGCAGGACAGCGUCGCGGCCGCACAGCUUAGGACGCCGCCGCACGAGCCGCACCACAACUUCAUGCGGCUGUCCUCCGCCAACGAGCAGGACAGCGUCGCGGCCGGUGAGUGUCCCUCGUCUCUCAAGAUAGCACAGCUUAGGACGCCGCCGCACGAGCCGCACCACAACUUCAUGCGGCUGUCCUCCGCCAACGAGCAGGACAGCGUCGCGGCCGGUGAGUGUCCCUCGUCUCUCAAGAUAGCACAGCUUAGGACGCCGCCGCACGAGCCGCACCACAACUUCAUGCGACUGUCCUCCGCCAACGAGCAGGACAGCGUCGCGGCCGGUGAGUGUCCCUCGUCUCUCAAGAUAGCACAGCUUAGGACGCCGCCGCACGAGCCGCACCACAACUUCAUGCGGCUGUCCGCCACCAACGAGCAGGACAGCGUCGCGGCCGGUGAGUGUCCCUCGUCCUUCAAGAUAGCACAGCUUAGGACGCCGCCGCACGAGCCGCACCACAACUUCAUGCGGCUGUCCUCCGCCAACGAGCAGGACAGCGUCGCGGCCGAACCGGAACGCUACAAGUCUAGCAAGAUAGCACAGCUUAGGACGCCGCCGCACGAGCCGCACCACAACUUCAUGCGGCUGUCCUCCGCCAACGAGCAGGACAGCGUCGCGGCCGCACAGCUUAGGACGCCGCCGCACGAGCCGCACCACAACUUCAUGCGGCUGUCCUCCGCCAACGAGCAGGACAGCGUCGCGGCCGUUAACUACAAGAUGAAAUGCGUGAAUUUGGAGCCGCCGCUUACGGAGCCCAACGUUCAGAAGCACAAUCAGAGACUAGACAGGACUUCCACUCCCAAGGACCGCACCAAGUCGAGACGUCACAAAAAGCCGGUGGAGAUGGAAGACCCGGCGGUGGACGGCGAGGAAGACGACGAGGACGGUGGCGGCUCGCCACUCUACUGCAACUGGGACCUGCGCGGUAUGCAGCACUUGCUGCCUCUACAGGACUAUAUCAUACAGCAGGCCAAGCUGUCCAGUCGUAGUCGAUACGGCGGCGAAUCGGGCUCAGACAACGAAUCCGGCUCCUCUCGGUCUCGCUCCGGGUCCGAAUCUCGCUCGUUAUCCGGACACGAGCCGGACAACGAGUCCUCGGACGGCGGCGCCCGGACGCCGGACGACGACGACGGCUCCGGAGUAUACUUGCCACAUUCGUACGCGCAUCGGCCGGCUGACGUGGAGUAUAUGAACCAUGGAGUCUCGUACUAUAACACGUUCGUUGGAUUCGAUCGGCAGCCCUCGCCUGGGAUACAUAGAACGUCAUCUCUCGGCGGCGGCGCAAGCGCCAGCGCGACAGCCGGCGCGAGCGCAGCGGCAGGAGCGACAGCGGGCGCGGGAGCGGCAGCGGCAGCGGGAGCGUUGUACAGUCCAGUGCGGUCUCAUGCGCACGCGCACUUUGUCAGGCCUCCCCCAGAACAAGAUAUAGAGAUAUUUGCCAAGGACAACCUCAACUUCAAUAAGGGAAUCUUUAGGAGAAAGCUUGUCAGCCGGCGCGAGCGCAGCGGCGAGAGCGACAGCGGGCGCGGGAGCGACAGCGGCAGCGGGAGCGUUAUACCAGACGUAGCGGGGGUGACCGCGGGGGCAGGGGCGGCAGCGGGAGCGUUGUACAGCCCAGUGCGGUCUCAAGCCCAUGCGCACUUUGUCAGGCCUCCCCCAGAACAAGAUAUAGAGAUAUUUGCCAAGGACAACCUCAACUUCAAUAAGGGAAUCUUUAGGAGAAAGGCUUCAGUCCGAGAUAUGCUAUCGUGGACCUCGUCAUCGAUAAGUGCACCAAUGGUCGGCGCCGACUGGGACAAGGCGCACAAAAAGGCUGCGAUAGACUUGUUCCGACUCGUCCAGAUAUACAUGGGCGACAGAAAAGCCCGCCCCGGGAUGACCUUGAACUCCGUAGCACAGGACAUCUUGCACGCGACGUUUGCUAAUGAGAAGCUACGAGACGAGCUCUACGUGCAGCUAUGCAGGCAGACGACCGAGAAUCCCUUACGAGAUUCUUUACUCCGAGGCUGGGAGUUGCUAGCGGUUUGCCUAGCGUUCGUCCCGCCGUCGCCUGCCUUCCAGCCGGCUCUCAACAACUAUGUGAACCGACACAGAGACCCGGCGUUUGCUGAUGCCUUCCCUGAGGUUGGAAAGUGGCCAAUUCAUGUGCAAGUGUCUCACUAUGCGGGCGUGGCGUGCAAACGGCUGGAGAGGAUCGGAUUCGGCGGCAAGAAGCAACCCAGAAAACCUUCCACCGAAGAUAUAGACCAGGCUAGGAUUCAAAUCUUCCGACAAUCGAUGUUUGGAAACACCCUGAGCGAGGUGAUGGCGUUACAAAAGGAACGGUUCCCGAACCGGCAGCUGCCGUGGGUGCAGGUGGCGCUGUCGCAGCAGGUGCUAGCGUUGAAUGGACGCGAGACUGAAGGCAUUUUCCGCGUAUCGGCUGAUGUGGAUGAGGUCAACGCGCUCAAAGCGAAGAUCGAUAGCUGGGAGCUGCCUGAUGCUUCAACGUUGACAGAUGCGCACGCGCCGGCCAGCCUGUUAAAACUCUGGUACCGCGAGCUAUACGAGCCUUUGAUUCCGGACGCUUUGUACGCGGCGUGCGUGGCGGCCGGCGGCGACGUGCAAGCCUGCAGUCGCGCGUUGCAACGCCUGCCGCCGCUGAACCGCCUGGUACUAACGUAUCUAAUAAGCUUCCUGCAGCAGUUCACCGCGCCCGAAGUGGUGAGUCAAACCAAAAUGGACUCCGCCAACUUGGCGAUGGUGUUCGCGCCAAACUGCCUCCGCUGCACCUCCCAAGACCCGAGGGUCAUCCUCGAGAACGCUCGUAAGGAGAUGACCUUCCUAAAGACCCUCAUCUCCAACCUCGAUACCUCUCACGUCAGAGAUCUUGUUUGACCGUUGAAUCUCAGCUAUUGCAACAACAACGUCGCAGAAAGGCUGACUGAGUUCUCGCAAGCCCACGCUUAAUUUAGAGUCCCUCGUCGACAAACAAAGACGUAUCGAAACGCGAAUUUACACUCGCUUUGCUUCAAAGCGGGCAUUAAAUGCGAGAUACCUUUCUAUAGAAAACGGUCACAUGUCGCUCUCUGCCUACAAAAAAAUCUAGUCUCGUUUCCAUUAAGUUUUCUAUGGAGAACGAAUUCGGCGGGCGCGACGUGCGACCCCUUUCUCACACACCCUCGAGUUAAAAUUGACAUUCUUGUAUAUUUUUUGUAUUUUUGUACGCUAUAUGAUAAUUUUAUUUGGUUGUAUCCAAAGAUAUUUAAAGAGAUGUGAUUUUAAUUAUUAUAAACUUGAGCUUUACAAAAGUGUACGUGCAAUGUGUUUCGGCGGUAUAUGUUAUUUGGAUGAUUGCGUGUUUGUUAUUAUUAGUUACUGUGUAAGAGUGGUU